UCCCCAUGCAAUCCUCCGCUAUACACGUACCAGUAUAUCUCACAGCUCUCGCCACGAGCCAGAGCGAACACCAAACACUUAACAACAAUAAACAUUCAAAAGCAAAACAAACUUUGAUAUUUUUCUCCUCUGCUCACGCUUCUCUCGAAUAUUCAAAUAUGGUUUACACAUCUGGUAUUCGCUUCCCUUGCGUACCUUCAGUUUACAAGUCCACUCAAUCAAGCUGCUGUUUCAAUGGUGAUCGCUGGAGUUCAAGUUUCUCUUUCUUCUUGAAGAAGAACUCACUUUCACCGAAGAUCUUUGCUGGAAAGGUUUCAAAAGAUUAUGAUGCCUCUUCUUUGACAGUUGCUGCAUCUGAUAAAGUCCUUGUUCCCGGCAGCAACGGUGAAGGCACUUCAUCAUUCACUGAUCAACUGGAAACUCCAGAGACUGUGUCGGAAGAAGAGGUACUUCAUGAUAUAGAUAGUCUUCAAAUGGAAGAUGAAGAGAAGGUCGAGACUGAAGAGACAGUGUCUGCUUCAUCGUUUGUAGAGCCAUCUUUUCCUUUACAAGAGAAUGUAAGUACUGAGGAGACUGAAGCCAAAACUGAAGUUAGAACAAGGUCCAUUCCUCCACCUGGUAGGGGGCAGAGAAUAUAUGAGAUAGAUCCGAUUUUGACCGGUUUUCGUCAACAUCUUGAUUACAGGUAUGGACAAUAUAAAAAAUUGCGUGAGGGUAUUGACAAGUAUGAAGGUGGUCUGGAGUUGUUUUCUCGUGGCUAUGAAAAGUUAGGCUUCACACGCAGUGCCACAGGUAUAACUUAUAGAGAGUGGGCGCCGGGAGCUAAGUCAGCAGCGUUGAUUGGAGACUUCAAUAACUGGAAUCCCAAUGCAGAUAUCAUGACCCGGAAUGAGUUUGGGAUCUGGGAGAUCUUUUUGCCUAACAGUGCUGAUGGUUCACCACCAAUUCCCCAUGGUUCUUGUGUGAAGAUUCGAAUGGACACACCAUCUGGCAUUAAAGAUUCCAUACCUGCUUGGAUUAAGUUCGCUGUACAAGCUCCAGGUGAAAUCCCAUACAACGGUAUAUACUAUGAUCCACCAGAAGAGAAAAAGUAUGAGUUUCAACAUCCUCAACCUAAGAGGCCAAAAUCACUUAGAAUUUAUGAGGCACAUGUUGGAAUGAGUAGCACGGAGCCAAUGAUUAACACGUACACCAAUUUUAGAGAUGAUGUACUUCCACGCAUCAAAAGACUUGGCUAUAAUGCUGUUCAAAUAAUGGCUAUCCAAGAACAUUCAUAUUAUGCAAGCUUUGGGUACCACGUGACAAAUUUUUUUGCACCUAGCAGCCGUUGUGGAACUCCUGAUGAGCUGAAGUCUUUGAUUGAUAAAGCUCAUGAAUUAGGCCUGCUUGUUCUCAUGGAUAUUGUUCAUAGCCAUGCUUCUAACAAUGUUUUGGAUGGGCUGAACAUGUUUGAUGGAACUGAUAGUCAUUAUUUCCAUUCUGGAUCUAGAGGAUAUCAUUGGAUGUGGGAUUCUCGCCUUUUCAACUACGGAAGCUGGGAAGUAUUAAGGUUUCUUCUUUCAAAUGCAAGAUGGUGGUUGGAAGAAUACAAGUUUGAUGGUUUCAGAUUUGAUGGUGUAACUUCAAUGAUGUAUACUCACCAUGGAUUGCAGAUGGCAUUUACUGGAAAUUACAAUGAGUACUUUGGAUAUGCAACUGAUGUAGAUGCUGUUGUUUAUCUGAUGCUGGUCAAUGAUAUGAUUCAUGGACUCUUCCCUGAGGCUGUUACCAUUGGAGAAGAUGUUAGUGGAAUGCCAACAUUCUGCAUUCCUGUUGAAGAUGGUGGUGUGGGAUUUGAUUACCGACUACAUAUGGCCAUUGCUGAUAAAUGGAUUGAACUCCUUAAGAAAAGGGAUGAAGACUGGAAAAUGGGUGACAUUGUUCACACAUUGACCAACAGAAGGUGGUUAGAAAAAUGUGUUGCUUAUGCUGAAAGUCACGAUCAAGCUUUGGUUGGUGACAAAACAAUUGCAUUCUGGUUGAUGGACAAGGAUAUGUAUGAUUUCAUGGCUUUCGAGAGACCAUCAACUCCGCUUAUAGAUCGUGGAAUAGCAUUACACAAAAUGAUCAGGCUCAUUACUAUGGGACUGGGCGGAGAAGGAUAUCUGAACUUUAUGGGCAAUGAAUUUGGGCAUCCUGAAUGGAUUGAUUUUCCAAGAGGUGAGCAGCAACUUCCUAAUGGCCGUGUAAUUCCUGGGAACAAUUUCAGUUAUGAUAAAUGCCGGCGUAGGUUUGAUCUGGGCGAUGCAAAUUAUUUAAGAUAUAGAGGAAUGCAGGAAUUUGACCAGGCAAUGCAACAUCUUGAGGAGAGAUAUACUUUUAUGACUUCCCAGCAUCAAUAUAUAUCACGUAAAGAUGAAGGAGAUAGGAUCAUUGUCUUUGAGAGAGGAGAUCUUGUUUUUGUCUACAAUUUUCACUGGAGUAACAGCUAUUUUGACUACCGAAUUGGCUGCUUAAAACCAGGAAAGUAUAAGAUUGUCUUGGAUUCGGAUGAUCCGCUGUUUGGAGGAUUUAAUAGGCUUGACCAUAAUGCUGAGUACUUCAGCUCAGAAGGGUGGUAUGAUGACCGGCCACGUUCCUUCUUGGUAUAUGCACCAAGUAGAACCGUUGUUGUCUAUGGACUAGUAAAUGAUGAAAUGGAAGCUGCUCCAACAAAGAAGGAAUGGCAUUGAUAUUUAAAACAUCUGAUGAGGUUAGGGUGAUCACAUAGUGCGCUCUUUAUUGUGCUUUGGGCAUUCAACACAAUAAUCUAAAUUGCAGUUGAGAGUAGCCAGUAUUGUUACUUCUGUCACCAAGAGGUAGAAUUGGAAAAAAUGAACCAAGGUAAAGCAAGGCUUACCUCCAAGUUGGGAGUGUUGGAAACACAUGUAACAAAUUUGCAUUGGCAUUCUGUAAAUGUUUCUGGCUAGCUAAAUUAUGUUUAGGUGGAUAUAUGUUUUUUAUAUUUUUUUUAAGUUCUCUGUAUUUACGAUUUCUAUCUAGAUCGCUAUCUAGCUUCAUACUUCA
Mangifera indica (mango) is the source of this 3045-nucleotide messenger RNA. RefSeq names its product 1,4-alpha-glucan-branching enzyme 1, chloroplastic/amyloplastic-like. Gene Ontology annotation, molecular function: cation binding; hydrolase activity, hydrolyzing O-glycosyl compounds; 1,4-alpha-glucan branching enzyme activity. The transcript has 23 exons. NCBI's taxonomy places the organism in Eukaryota, Viridiplantae, Streptophyta, Magnoliopsida, Sapindales, Anacardiaceae. Bases 6 to 2711 code for a protein of 901 amino acids. The record is from RefSeq and is a predicted model, not a curated record. Gene Ontology annotation, cellular component: cytoplasm. Gene Ontology annotation, biological process: starch metabolic process; glycogen biosynthetic process.